Penicillium coprophilum is the source of this 1083-nucleotide messenger RNA. Its product is annotated as putative glycosyl hydrolase. Lineage: Eukaryota; Fungi; Ascomycota; Eurotiomycetes; Eurotiales; Aspergillaceae. Gene Ontology annotation, biological process: peptidoglycan turnover; carbohydrate metabolic process. Gene Ontology annotation, molecular function: hydrolase activity, hydrolyzing O-glycosyl compounds. The coding region runs from base 1 to 1083 and encodes 360 amino acids. The record is from RefSeq and is a predicted model, not a curated record. The transcript has a single exon.
AUGAAGUUCACUACACAAUUCCUUGCUCCUCUCUUCCUUGCUCUUGCGCCUUCAGCCUUGGCUGCCUCCCCAAGCGAUCUUCAAGCGCAAAUCGGCCACCAUAUCAUUUUCUCUUAUCCUGGCAUUGAGCCACCGGCCCAUCUCCUCGAUCUGAUCAAGGAAGGCAAAGUGGGCGGUCUCAUCCUCUUCGGCGAAAAUGUCGGCGACAACCUCACAACUACAAUCGACAACCUCCAGGCGGUCUACAAGCAGAGUCCGUACUAUUCAGGCAGCCCUUUGUUCAUCAUGACGGACCAAGAAGGCGGAGAAGUCCGUCGAUUGGCGGGCGGACCAGUAGAGAGCGCUAAGGACAUCGGUCAAGCCGCCAACCCCAAAGCGGCAGCAACACAGAUGGGCAAAGAUGCCGCAAGCACCCUCGAGAAAUUCAAGAACAACGUUAACCUAGCGCCUGUGUUGGAUGUUUAUCGCGAGGCCGGAGACUUCGCCGAUGCCUACGAGCGCUCCUUCAGCAACUCCUCCCGUGUCGUAGCAACAUGCGGCUCUGCAUUCAUCGCCGCGCAACAGUCUGCCAAUAUCGUCGCAUCUGCCAAGCACUUCCCUGGUCUUGGUGCAGCAAAGGCAGGCGAGAAUACAGACAUGCAGCCCGUCACUAUUGACUUGACCCUCGAAGAGCUGCGCAAGGUGGAUAUGGAACCGUACAAGAAUGCAAUCGCGGCAGGUGUGGACAUGGUCAUGACUUCGUGGGCUAUCUAUCCUGCUUUGGAUCCCACCUACCCCUCCGGACUGAGCAAGACUAUCAUCCAGAAUGAGUUGCGGGAUAGACUUGGUUUCAAGGGUGUCACUAUCACCGAUGCUAUUGAGGCGGGAUCGCUCACGGCGUUCGGUGAUCAGGGUACUCGUGGAUUGUUGGCUGCACAAGCUGGUGUUGAUCUCCUGCUUGCGGCUAAGAGGGAUGUGACCCAGGGAGAAGAUAUUUACAACGCUCUGCUUGCUGCGUUGCAAGAUGGGUCUUUGGAUGGGGAUGCGUUUUCUGCUGCGACUCAGAGAAUCUUGGAGGUUCGGAAGAAGCUUGUGCUUGCUUAG